AUGUCUGAGAACACACUUUUCAAUGAAUGUUUGGCAUGUAAAAUGAAAUUUGAGACAAGACAAUAAUUGGAGAACCACGUCAAGAGGUUUUGUGUGAGCUCAGAUUAUGGGUCUUAAAAUAAACUAGAGGAGAAAUACUAAAGAGAAUUAUUGAAUUUAAAAAAGAGCAACGCUCCUGGAGCAAGAGAAAUUAUUGAGACUGGCAGACCUCCACCAGGGUAAUAAUAGAAGAACCAAUUAUCUUUGGAAGCGUUUAAGGAUUAGAUGAAAUAAUAAGAUGAUGAAUUCAAAAGAUUAAAUCGAAUGGCCUAGAGAAGAAGAGAAGAUGAAAUGGAUGAUGAUCUAAAUAAACUAAAGAAUGAUAGGCAGCAGAUCAAAAUGAAAAGAGAUGAUGAUAGACAAGCAUUUGAAGAAUUGUUACAUGAGGUUGAAUAGAAAAAGGAGAAGGAGAUCAGGGCUAGAAUAGAGAAGGACGAGAUUCGAAGAGCCUUGAUGGACUUGGAGAAAGCAAAAUUAACAGCGAUUGAAUAAGAGAGGAAAAGAGAGUUAGAGAAACUUAUUGCUGAGAGGGAAGCUCUGAGGAUGAAGGAAGGGGAACUCAUUAAAGAUAUUGAAUCGAUGGAACAGAAUACACGAAUGCUUGAUCAGAUGAGGUAGGAGGAAGUCUCAAAAAUCAAUAAUGUAAUUGAUGGGAUGCAAUUAAAAUAAAAAAACAAUACAAAAUUGAAUGAGGAUCUAAUUUAGGAAAGAUCAGACAAUGUGGCCAAGUUAAAAUUAAAGCGAGAACAAUUAGAGGGAGAACGACUAAGAAUCAUGGACAAUUUGGAUAGACUGCGAAAUGGUGAUUUGAAGGCUGCUUAAAGAGGAGGCACUAUGAAUUUAGUCGCAAAUGCAAAGAACAUUUUGGGGGAUAUGUAAUAAAUGGAGAAUUUCAAUGCCAAAUUACAUGAUGGAAGAUUUGCAGAACAAUAGCAAAGAAUAAAUCAGUUGAAACAAUAGAAACCUGAAUUUAUGCCCUUUGAUGGAGAUGAAGCCUUUGGAUAGAGAGCACCCGUUGGAUAAUAGGCUGUGGAUAUGUAUAAGAAUAAGAAUCCUUAGACUCAUGGAGAACUUUAAGCAUUCAGAUAAGGAAUCGAAUAGCAUGCAAAUAGUAUGAUGGAUAAAAGCUUAUCCCAGAGUAUUAACAUGAGCUAAGUCAGGAGAUAACCCUCCUCCUAAGUCAAUAGAGCGCCAGCCACUAGAUUGUAGCCUUAAUAAACCAUACAGAGUUUUCCUGAUGUUAAUUAAUAACUUUAAUAGCAAUAAUAAUAACAGUAAUAAAUCGAAGUCUUAAAAAAUGCUUGGGGUGUUCCCAUUCCUUAAUUUCAAAAUAAUUAAUUUUAAAUGCUACCUCAAUAACCUUAAGCUUAAUAACCAUAAUUUCAAAUGAAUCCUAUGAUGCAAUAUAAUGCAUUUGCUUAACCACAAAUGAUGCCUGUCUACAAUCCAGUAAUGCAGUAACAACCACAAUCAUAACAGUAAGGGCCAACAGCUUUUGGGCAAUUUGCUUUGAAUCAAUUAGCAUUGAAUUAGGAAGGUAAAAAAAUUAAGGAUCCAUGGAGCAUUUUCAAUAGAAAAAAUGAGUUUUUUUUGAUGAAUGAAGUUCGAGGUGUUGAUUUGACAGAGGAGGAGAGAGUGUUGAUGAGUCUAUAGGCUUAGGAAAUUGAUAGUAUGAGGGUAAUUUCAAGAAUUCCUGUAGGGACAGAAUUGUAUAGAUUUAAGGUUGAGUAAUAUAAGGAAUUAUCGACAAUGAGAGCAUGA
Molecule: messenger RNA, 1800 nt
Organism: Paramecium tetraurelia
Lineage: Eukaryota; Ciliophora; Oligohymenophorea; Peniculida; Parameciidae
Exons: 2
Source: RefSeq, a predicted model, not a curated record